AUUACAAAAACCAGCUUCUCCUGGGCGCCAAGUGUUGAAACAGAGCAACACCAUGCAGUCCUAAUCACUGACACAUAGAGAGCCUUUUUGGCAGAUUGCUCGAAGCCCUUGGUUCUUCUCUAGAAAGCUGUAGGUGUUGUAUACUUGUAUCUGCAAGUUACGUGCUCACGUUGCAGACAACCAAGCUUUCACUUCUAUUUAAUACAACUUUCUCUCUCGCUCUCCCCUGCAGAAAAGCCAUGGAUUUCAUCCACAAAAUCAUGAAUAUCAUAGUCCCUCCCAUAGCCCUAAUCAUGUUAGUCUCCUUUCUACCAAUAUAUCUGCUCUUCAAGCUUCUCCUCUCCACCAUAAAAUCCAUAUUCAGCGAAGAUGUGGCUGGAAAAGUAAUACUUAUUACCGGGGCGUCCUCAGGCAUUGGCGAGCAUCUUGUGUACGAGUACGCUAGAAGAGGAGCUCGCCUAGCCCUCGUAGCCAGAAGAGAGAACCGUCUCCAGGAAGUCGCCAGCACGGCUUAUCAGCUCGGUUCCCCUGAAGUUAUCGUGAUUCGGGCAGAUGUCUCCAAGGUUGAAGACUGCAACUGGUUUGUUGAUGAAACGGUCGAGCACUAUGGGCAGUCUCCGGUCUGCAUGUUUGAGAGCAUCACCGAUAUUACUAAUUUGGCACCGGCUAUGGACAUAAACUUCUGGGGUUCAGUAUAUGCCACCUAUUUCGCACUUCCACAUCUUAAAAAGAGCAAAGGGAAGAUCAUACCAAUCGCUUCCGCUGCUGCAUGGUUACCCGCACCAAGAUUAGGCUUCUACAAUGCAAGCAAAGCGGCAGUGAUAAGCUUCUACGAGACCCUGAGGGUUGAAUUUGGGAAAGACAUUGGACUAACAAUUGUGACUCCAGGCUUAAUUGAGUCAGAAAUGACUCAAGGGAAAUUCCUAUCAAAAGAAGUCGACAUGGUACUUGAUCCAGAUAUGAGAGAUGUUUUAGUAAGUAUAAUGCCAAUAGCGCCCGUUAGAGAGUGCGCCAAAGCAAUUGUGGAUGGUGCGUGCCGUGGAGAGAAAUACUUGACGCAACCAGCUUGGGUCAGGGCGGCAUUCUCCUGGAAGGCGUUUUGCCCUGAGAUAUUGGAGUGGAGUAACCGCUUGCUACUCCCCAGACCUGGAGCUUCAGAAAGAGAUACACCUAGCAAGAAGCUCCUCGAACUAACUGGCUUAAAGAAAUACAUAUACCCGGAUACGGUUCAAUUUCCCGAGCACAAGGACACUAGAGAAAACCAGCGUGUGCAUAACUAGUUCUAGGCCGUGUAAUGUCAAUAUACAAGAAUAGAAGCUCUUUAUGAGUGUUAAAGA
Corylus avellana is the source of this 1337-nucleotide messenger RNA. Its product is annotated as 11-beta-hydroxysteroid dehydrogenase A. NCBI's taxonomy places the organism in Eukaryota, Viridiplantae, Streptophyta, Magnoliopsida, Fagales, Betulaceae. The record is from RefSeq and is a predicted model, not a curated record. Gene Ontology annotation, cellular component: cytosol. Gene Ontology annotation, molecular function: oxidoreductase activity.